Molecule: messenger RNA, 6301 nt
Organism: Myotis lucifugus (little brown bat)
Lineage: Eukaryota; Metazoa; Chordata; Mammalia; Chiroptera; Vespertilionidae
Gene: PTPRB
Product: protein tyrosine phosphatase, receptor type B
Biological process (GO): protein dephosphorylation; angiogenesis
Molecular function (GO): protein tyrosine phosphatase activity; cadherin binding
Source: RefSeq, a predicted model, not a curated record
CACCGCAGCCCCUCGGCGGAGCCAGGGAGGGAAGCCCUGGCCGCCGAGCGCGAUGCUGAGCCAGGGAGCCGGGCUGGCGCUGUGCACCGCGCUGAGCCUGCUGCAGACCGGACUGGGGGAGCCGGCGAGGUGUAACUUCACCGUGACCGAGUCCAGGGUCUCCAGCCGGGCCGCGUCUCUCCAGUGGAGAACUCUGGGGCCGCCCUGUAACUUCAGCCUCAUCUACAGCAAUGACACAUCGGGGUUCACGAGGUGCCACCCCGUGAGGAUAGACAACACCACCUAUGAAUGUAACCCCAAGGAUUUACAAGCGGGAACCGUCUAUAACUUCAGGAUUGUGGCUCUGGAUGGAGAAGAGAGAACUGUGGUCUUGCAAACAGACCCUUUGCCUCCUGCUAGGUUUGAGAUCAGUAAAGAGAAGACUACUUCAACCAGCCUGCACUUUGGGUGGACUCCUUCUUCCGGAAGAGUCACCUGGUAUGAGGUGCAGUUACUUGAUGGUCACCAAAAGAUGCAGGAGGCCCAAAUUCAGGAGAGUACUUCAUGGAAUGAAUAUGCAUUUUCUAACCUUACUGCUGGUAGUAAAUACAAUAUUGCCAUCACAGCUGUUUCUGGAAAUAAACGGUCCUCUACAAUUCAUAUCAAUGGAUCAACAGUGCCAUCCCCGGUGAAAGAUAUUGGUAUUUCAGCAAAAACGAAUUCUCUCCUGAUUUCCUGGUCCCAUGGCUCUGGGAAUGUGGAAAGAUACCAGCUGAUACUAAUGGAUAAAGGGAUCCUAGUUCAUAACGUUGUUGUGGACAAAUAUGCUACUUCCUACACCUUUCAUGGACUGACAUCUGGCCACCUCUACAACCUCACCAUUGUAACUGAGGCUGCAGGGCUGCAAAACCGAAAGUGGAAACUGGCCAGGACGACCCCCACAGAAGUCUCAAAUCUGAAGGUGACAAAUGAUGGCACUUUGACCUCCCUAAAAGUCAAGUGGCAGAGACCUCCUGGAAAUGUGGAUUCCUACAACAUCACGCUGUCUCACCAAGGGACCAUCACAGACUCCAGAACAUUAGCACCCCAGGUUACAGAAACCCAAUUUAAAGGCUUAACCCCUGGACGACUUUAUCAAGUUACCAUCAGCUGUGUCUCUGGUGAAUUGUCUGCUCAGAAGAUGGCAGUGGGCAGAACAGUUCCAGAGAAAGUUGGGAACCUGGAGGCAAACAGCAAUGGUUCGGUGAGGUCCCUAGUAGUGAGCUGGUCGCCCCCUGCUGGAGACUGGGAGCAGUAUCGUAUCCUGCUCUUCAAUGAAUCCUUGGUGCUGCACAACAUCACCGUGGGAAAGGAAGAAACACAUUAUGUCAUAGAUGACAUAGGGCUCAUACCGGGAAGACAGUAUGAGGUAGAAGUCAUUGUUGAGAGUGGAAAUCUGAAGAACUCUAAGCGUUGCCAAGGCAGGACAGUCCCCAUGGCUGUCCUCCAGCUUCGUGUCAAACAUGCCAAUGAAACCUCACUGGGCAUCAUGUGGCAGACCCCUGUUGCAGAAUGGGAAAAAUACAUCAUUUCACUAGCGGACAGAAACCUCUUGCUCAUCCACAAGUCACUCCCCAAAGAUGCCAAAGAAUUCACUUUUACUGACCUGGUGCCUGGACGAAAAUACAUAGCUACUGUCACCAGUAUUAGUGGAGACUUAAAAAAUUCAUCUUCAACGAAAGGAAGAACAGUGCCUGCCCAAGUGACUGGCUUGCAUGUGGCCAACCAAGGGACAACCAGCAGCCUAUUUACUAACUGGACCCAGGCAGCGGGAGACAUAGAGUUCUACCAAGUCUUACUCAUCCAUGAAAAUGUGGUCAUCAAAAAUGAAAGUGUCUCCAGUGAGACUAGCACAUACAGCUUCCACUCCCUCAAAUCAGGCAGUCUCUACUCCGUGGUGGUAACAACAGUAAGCGGAGGGAUCUCUUCCCGACAAGUGGUGGUGGAAGGAAGGACAGUCCCUUCCAGUGUGAGUGGAGUAACGGUAAACAAUUCUGGUCGCAAUGACUACCUCAGCAUAUCCUGGCUGCCAGCUCCUGGAGAUGUGGAUAACUAUGUAGUGACUCUGUCUCAUGGUGGCAAGGUGGUUCAGUCCCUCAUUAUUGCCAAGUCCGUCAGCGAAUGCUCCUUCAGCUCCCUCACCCCUGGCCGCCUCUACGAUGUGACCAUAACCACAAGGAGUGGAAAGUAUGAAAAUCAUUCCUUCAGCCAAGAUCGGACCGUGCCUGACAAGGUCCAAGGAGUCAGUAUUAGCAACUCGGCCAGGAGUGACUACUUAAAGGUAUCCUGGGUGCAUGCCACUGGAGACUUGGAUCACUAUGAAGUCACCAUUAAAAACAAAAACAACUUCAUUCAAACGAAAAGCAUCCCCAAGUCUGAAAAUGAGUGUGUAUUUGUUAAGCUAGUUCCUGGACGGUUGUACAGUGUCACUGUUAGUACAAAAAGUGGGCAAUAUGAAGCCAGCGAACAAGGGAAUGGGAGAACAAUCCCAGAGCCUGUUAAGGAUCUAACAUUGCGGAAUAGGAGCACUGAAGACCUUCUCGUGACUUGGUCACGAGCUGAUGGGGAUGUCGACCAGUAUGAGAUCCAGCUGCUCUUCAAUGACAUGAAAUUACUUCCUUCUUUUCACCUUGGAAAUACUGCAACCGAGUAUCGCUUCACCUCCCUAAUACCCGGGCGCCGGUAUAAAAUUCUCGUGUUGACGAUCAGUGGAGAUGUACAUCAGUCAGCCUUCAUCGAGGGCUUCACGGUUCCUAGCACUGUUAAAAAUAUUCACGUCUCUCCCAAUGGGGCGACAGAUAGCCUGACAGUGAACUGGACUCCUGGUGAGGGCGAUGUUGAUUCCUACACAGUGUCCGCAUUUAGGCAGAACCAAAAGGUGGAAUCUCAGACUAUCCCCAAGCACAUCUCCGAGCACACGUUCCACAGACUGGAGGCUGGGGAGCAGUACCAGAUUGUGGUUGCCUCGGUCAGCGGGUCCCUGAGGAACCAGAUAGAUGCGCUCGGCCGGACAGUCCCAGCAUCUGUCCAGGGAAUAAUUGCAGACAAUGUAUACAGCAGUCAUUCCUUAAUAGUAAGUUGGCAAAAAGCCGUUGGCAUGGCAGAAAGAUAUGAUAUCCUACUUCUAAAUGAAAAUGGGAUUCUUCUGAGUAACACAUCAAAACCAGCCACCACGAAGCAGCACAAAUUUGAAGACCUGACACCAGGAAAGAAAUACAAGAUACAGAUCCUCACUGUCAGCGGAGGCCUCUUUAGCAAGGAAGCCCAGACGGAAGGCCGAACAGUGCCAGCAGCUGUCACCAACCUGAGGAUCACAGAGAACUCCACCAGACACCUGUCCUUCACCUGGACCACCUCAGAGGGAGAGCUCAACUGGUACAACAUCUUUCUGUACAACCCAGAUCGAACUCUUCAGGACAGAGCUCAAGUUGACCCACAAGUCCAGAGCUUUUCUUUCCAGAACUUACUGCAAGGUCGAAUGUACAAAAUGGUGAUAGUAACUCACAGUGGGGAGCUGUCUAAUGAGUCUUUCAUAUCCGGAAGAACAGUCCCAGCCUCUGUGAGUAACCUCAAGGGAUCCAAUCGGAACAUGACAGACAGUCUCUGGUUCAGCUGGAGUCCAGCCCCUGGGGACUUCGACUUCUAUGAGCUGAUUCUCUAUAAUCCCAAUGGCACGAAGAAGGAAAACUGGAAAGAAAAGGACCUGACGGAGUGGCGUUUUCAUGGCCUUAUUCCUGGAAGGAAGUACACCCUGUGUGUGGUAACUCACAGUGGAGAGCUCAGCAACAAGGUCACAGGGCAGAGCAGAACAGCUCCAAGUCCUCCUAGUCUUAUGUCAUUUGCUGAUGUUGCAAACACAUCCUUGGCCAUCACCUGGAAGGGGCCACCAGACUGGACAGACUACGACGACUUUGAGGUGCAGUGGCUACCCAGAGACGCAAUCACGGUCUUCAACCCCUACAGCAACAGAAAAUCAGAGGGACGCAUCGUGUAUGGUCUUCGUCCAGGGAGAUCCUAUCAGUUCAGUGUCAAGACUGUCAGCGGAGACUCCUGGAAAACCUACAGCAGACCAGUUUCUGGAUCUGUGAGGACAAAGCCAGACAAAAUCCAAAACCUGCACUGCCGGCCUCAGAACUCCACGGCCAUUGCUUGCUCUUGGAUCCCUCCUGAUUCUGACUUUGACGGGUAUAGCAUUGAAUGCCGGAAAAUGGACACUCAAGAAGUUGAGUUUUCCAGAAAGCUGGAGAAGGAAAAAUCUCUGCUCAGUAUUAUGAUGCUCGUGCCCCAUAAGAGGUACCUGGUGUCCAUCAAGGUGCAGUCAGCUGGCGUGACCAGUGAGGUGGUGGAAGACAGCACCAUCACAAUGAUAGACCGCCCUCCUCCUCCACCUCCGCAUAUCCGUGUGAAUAAAAAGGACGUGCUAAUUAGCAAAUCUUCCAUCAACUUUACUUUCAACUGCAGCUGGUUCAGUGACACCAAUGGAGCUGUGAAGUACUUCACGGUGGUAGUGAGAGAGGCUGAUGGCAGUGAUGAGCUGAAGCCGGAACAGCAGCACCCUCUGCCCUCCUACCUGGAGUACAGGCACAACGCCUCCAUUCGCGUGUAUCAGACCAAUUAUUUUGCCAGCAAAUGUGCCGAAAGUCCUGACAGCAACUCCAAGAGUUUUAACAUUAAGCUGGGAGCAGAGAUGGAGAGCCUGGGUGGAAAAUGUGAUCCCAAUCAGCUAAAAUUCUGUGACGGACCGCUGAAGCCGCGCACUGCCUACAGAAUCAGUAUUCGGGCUUUUACACAGCUGUUUGAUGAGGACCUAAAGGAAUUCACAAAGCCACUCUAUUCAGACACGUUUUUCUCUUUGCCUAUCACCACCGAGUCAGAGCCUUUUUUUGGAGUUAUUGAAGGCGUGAGUGCUGGUCUGUUCCUAAUUGGCAUGCUGGUGGCCGUUGUUGCCUUAUUCAUCUGCAGGCGGAGAACGAGCCAUGGUCGAGAAAGGCCCUCUGCCCAGCUGAGCAUCCGCCGGGAUCGGCCAUUGUCUGUCCACUUGAACCUGGGCCAGAAAGGUAGCCGGAAAACUUCUUGCCCAAUAAAAGUAAAUCAGUUUGAAGGGCACUUCAUGAAGCUGCAGGCCGACUCCAACUACCUUCUGUCCAAGGAGUACGAGGACUUAAAAGACGUGGGUCGAAAUCAACCAUGUGAUAUUGCACUCUUGCCGGAGAACAGAGGGAAAAAUCGAUACAACAAUAUAUUGCCCUAUGAUGCCUCUCGAGUGAAGCUGUCCAAUGUCGAUGACGACCCAUGCUCCGACUACAUCAAUGCCAGCUACAUCCCUGGCAACAACUUCAGAAGAGAAUACAUCGCUACUCAGGGACCUCUUCCUGGCACGAAGGACGACUUCUGGAAAAUGGCGUGGGAACAGAAUGUUCACAACAUUGUCAUGGUGACCCAGUGUGUGGAGAAGGGCCGAGUGAAGUGUGACCAUUACUGGCCAGCGGACCAGGACUCCCUCUACUACGGGGACCUCAUCCUGCAGAUGCUCUCAGAGUCGGUGCUGCCCGAGUGGACCAUCCGGGAGUUUAGGAUAUGCAGUGAGGAACAGCUAGACACACACAGGCUCAUCCGCCACUUCCACUAUACGGUGUGGCCGGACCACGGAGUCCCGGAGACCACCCAGUCCCUGAUCCAGUUUGUGAGGACUGUCAGGGACUACAUCAACAGGACGCCCGGGGCCGGGCCCACCGUGGUGCACUGCAGUGCCGGUGUGGGCAGGACUGGAACCUUCAUCGCGUUGGACCGAAUCCUCCAGCAGUUAGACUCCAAAGACUCUGUGGACAUCUAUGGAGCAGUGCAUGACCUACGGCUUCACAGGGUUCACAUGGUGCAGACGGAGUGUCAGUAUGUCUACCUACAUCAGUGUGUAAGAGAUGUCCUCAGAGCAAGGAAGCUACGAAGCGAACAGGAAAACCCCUUGUUUCCAAUCUACGAAAAUGUGAAUCCAGAGUAUCACAGAGAUGCGGGCUAUCCCAGGCACUGAGGAUGCACCCGAAGCUAUCCUGGAGAAAAGCUAUUCACUGUGUGAUUUGUUUUUUAACUCGCUUCAUGCCCUACAGAGGUGCCAACUAUUUCUAUUGAUACUAUGUAUAAUUUAUUAAUCUGGAGAAUUUUAAAGAAUUUAUGUAAUUUAAAAGUAACAGAUAUUAUUGUACAUAGCUGUAUUUUGUAGUUUCUUCUGUAAAUAUGUAUUUUUUCAUAGUGUUUAAUAUUAAGCUUUAUAUAAUACUAUUUUCCA